Molecule: messenger RNA, 2759 nt
Organism: Esox lucius (northern pike)
Lineage: Eukaryota; Metazoa; Chordata; Actinopteri; Esociformes; Esocidae
Product: LIM domain-binding protein 3
Exons: 10
Coding region: 300-1172 (290 amino acids)
Biological process (GO): actin cytoskeleton organization; heart development; muscle structure development
Cellular component (GO): adherens junction; filamentous actin; stress fiber
Molecular function (GO): actin binding; muscle alpha-actinin binding
Source: RefSeq, a predicted model, not a curated record
CUCCAUCCCCAUUGACUCGGCUAUUCUGGUACCUAACAGGCAAGAGCUUUCUCACAACAACUUUAUACAAUUUCAAACAUUAGCAGGUUUUUAUAGAAGCUCCUCGGUGCCUGCCCCUCCCUCGCCCAAACGGGUGUUUGUGCCCGACCGUCAGGAAAUAACUGUGAGAGAGCUGAGGAACAAGAGUGAAGAAACCAGAAAACUAGUGAAAGGGGAAAGCAAGCAAAGGAGGGAAUUGGAUUCAGGAGGACAGGAAGCAGUGUGUGUGUGUGUGUGUCUUUUUUUCUCUGAAGCUGAAGAUGGCUUACACAGUAACUCUGAGUGGCCCUGCACCAUGGGGUUUCAGACUGCAAGGGGGAAAAGACUUCAAUAUGCCCCUAAACAUCUCCAGGAUAACUCCAGGCAGUAAGGCUGCGGGGGUCAAUCUAGUCCAGGGGGACAUCAUAGCGUCCAUAGACGGCAUGAGCACGGAAGGCAUGACUCACCUGGAUGCCCAGAACAAGAUUAAGUUGGCCACCAAUAAACUGACCCUCGCCAUGAACAAGUCAAGACGUCCUGCCCUUGUUGCUACGACAACGCCUAGAAUGGACUCUCCCAUGCCAAUUAUUCCUCACCAGAAGAUCAUUGCAAACACGGCUGGAAAUCAGGAGUAUGUGCCAAGCUUUAACGCCAUAGCUCUGAAGGACUCGGCUCUAUCCACCCAUAAGCCCAUUGAGGUGCGCGGCCCAGGGGGCAAGGCCACUAUCGUCCACGCUCAGUACAACACCCCGAUUUCCAUGUACUCACAGGAUGCCAUCAUGGAUGCCAUCGCCGGACAGUCACAGGGCAAAAGCCAUGAGGGUGAUGACGGACCGGCUGGCAGCCUGAUUGGUUCCCUGCCUGUAAAGGACCCGGUGGUUGACAGUGCAUCUCCAGUCUACCAGGCUGUGAUCCAGCCACAGGGCAAAGAGGAGGAGAUGGCCGAGUGGGCAAGACGGGCUGCCAACCUGCAGUCCAAGAGCUUCAGGAUGCUGGCCCACAUCACCGGCACUGAAUACAUGCAAGACCCAGAUGAGGAAGCCCUGCAGAGGUCAAGGGAUAGGUUUGAGUCAGAGGUGAAAGGACCUCGUUUUCGCAAGCUGAAGACCUGGCACAAUGGGCUCUCUGCUCAGAUCCUCAACGUCCCUAACUGAUCAACCAGAGCUGUCCCUCACCUAUGGAAUUCUUUAAAUGUUUGAAUUGUUUUUUCUUUUUCUUUCUAUUUGGGUGUUCUGUCUCUCCUAAUUGAUAGGGAACUGUACAAAAAAAGUAUUUAAGAUAAAUUGUCAAAGCAAUCAUUUAAAUGUUAGUGUCUGGUGGUAAAGGUGUGUUGCCCUACAACUCUACCCAGUUGUAAUACUAUAAACCCUUGGAAGUCAAUACAUAUAAUACAUAUAUAUAUAUAUAUAUAGAAAUACUUACGCUAACAGGGUCUUUGUUAUGGGAGAGCAGUGUAACAGUUACCAAGAAGGAGUCAGAGGCUGGAGCAGGGUACUAAAAUAUGAAAUACAAUAUUAAAAACAUGCCCCUUUAAAAUGUAAAAUCUCCGACUUCCUUUUAAGGUCCACCUAGUCUCGAUACAGGUUCCCACUCAGCCAAACAGGUUCUCACAUUAACUCUAGGUCCAUUUAAAGACAAGAACAACAGGACCUGUACUUUGCCCUGGAGAACACAGCGAAUGGAGUCAAUAAAUAUAGGGGAGUUAUUGAAAGCUACGACUCGACUGUGUGGAUAAAAACUGUUCAGAUGUGAUGAAACGAAAUACGAAAUGUAAAAGCUGUACGAAACCACCAAAACAGGUACUGGAAUCUUCUCACCCAGGCCACCGAGCACGGCCGUCCACCCAGGACCCACAACUGCCAACAUUAGAUCCUUGAGGGCCCUCUCCAACACGCACUUGGCUGUAGUUACUUACACUCUGCCUGGGUAGUAGGUUUGCACUGACCUACUGGUCCAGGUGUGCGAUGGCAUUUGCCUUGGUACUCAAUGUCCUGCUGCGAUUCCGACAGCUAGCUUGAUUUUGACGUCUGGCAUCAUGUUCAGGGGUGUCCAACCCUGCUCCUGGAGAACUACUGUCCUGGUUCUACACCUUCACCUGCCUACACCUGAUUCUGAUAAUUAGACAGAGACUGAAUGGGGCUUUAUAUACACAGGGUGGGUGUGAAAACAACCAGGACAGUUGCUCUCCAGGAGCAGGGUUGGACUCCCCUGAAUUGUAGAUUAUUCAACGGUUUCAGUCUCUGCUCCCUCGUGAUGUACUUUCGCCUAUAUCUGUGACAACACCCCAUGGAUCGCCCCUUCCCUAGUCCCAUUGGUUUGCAUGGGCAGCGCCCACAGUCUUGAUUGGCUUGGAGGCAAAUCACUCAGGUUCCGCUUUGUGCGAGUGUUGAAGAAACAGUAAAAGAACAUGCAAAACAGAUUUGUUAACGCAAAACGUCACACAUGACCAUACUCUGUAAAGCAAAUAAUGUGCACUGCAAACUAAACAAAACAUGUUGAGUGGCUAUAAAUGACACCAUGCUAAACAAACCAACACUCUGCUCGUCCACACUGUGAUAUAACGACAUAGACACGCAUGCGAACAUACACAGACAAAAACAAAGACUCAUGAACAUGCAAGGCACACACCUAUGUAUGCAUGCUAACAAUGAACAAAUAUGCAACUACAAAUACACACAAAUGCACAUUCACCACAAAUUUCAAAUGUACUAUUGUUAAUGUGAAUAAAUAUUUUCUCUAAA